AUGACGGCUGCUGAAUUCCUGGACGUUCCUACGAGAAGAAGUACUGGCGCUCAAUUGCUCAGGUUAGAGCGUAUAUGGAGAAUGAUUCAAUGUUGCUCUGUUAAAACGCACAAUGCAUUUUUGUCACUCCAUGAUCCAUCUUUCAAGCGCUCUAUACUUGAUCAAGCCCCACGACCAGAAAGGAUCGCUCCACGCCACAAGCGAAUCAUCGCCGAACUCGAGACUGAGAUGGCAAUUGCUCAGGAAGCCUUGAAAACUAUGAUGAAACAGCGAAACGAAGCACACGCCCUGCCGGCGUCCUUGAGCAGCACUGUUGACAGAGGUGACUCAGCUCUCCUUGAUAACAUUGACGAACAAAUGUUUGACGUAGAAUGCGAUCUGUACUCGCUGCAAGGUGGAUUGGAGAGGCAGAUCUCAAACGCGAGCAUCAGGAAUCGUAGCGAAACUUGCGACGAAAUCAAACCUGAAAUCGAGGAAGGCCAACUGGAGCUGCGACGGCUCUUGGAGCAACGUAAAGACAUCUCAGAGCAGUUGGAUCUCCAUCGUGACCAACUGUCGCCCAUAUGCAAGGUUCCCCCAGAGAUCAUUCGUAUCCUAUUCCUCCUAUGGGCCUCUGACAGGCAUUUUCUCCGAUCCCCAACUCACGUCUCUCCAAAUGUUCUGGCUGGCGUUUGUGUUUCCUGGAAGAAUAUUGCACUCGGUAUGCCCAAAUUAUGGUCCUUCAUAUUGGUCGAGAUACGGAAAGGGAAGUUUUACCCUGACAAACGGAUCGUUGAAAGGUGGAUUGAGCGCUCUGGCUCCUCCGCGCUUUCUUUCUCUAUUGAAGAAAGAGAUUCAUCUUUUCACAGCAACCAUGCAGGAGUUGAUCAGGUUCCGCCCACCAUACUAUACGGCAAUACGAGAUCUGAGCAUUACGCUGGAUCACCAGUCGCGUCCAUGCUCGAACUCUUCAUUCCCCAUCACUCCCGAUGGCAGCGAGUCCGUCUGAGAUACAACGAUGCUGAUACAGUUGCGUUGGCUUCCUUGCCAUUGCCCAUGAACACCACGUAUCCUUUACUUGAAGAGGUAUACUUGGACAAAGGUUACUGGUAUGCCAAAGAAGAUCUAGACCGUAUCAAAUCCAUGAUGGUCUCCGCACCACGGCUCCAUUCCGUUACCUGGCUGAGCGAGAAAUCAUACAAGGUGCUCGCCUUUCCAUGGGAACAACUCACACACUUCUCGCAGGGCCCCUUCGCCACUAUGAACCAGGGUCUUCGUAUCCUCGCGAUCUGUCCUCAUCUCAAAUCCCUGGAGCUGACGCUCUUUCUUCCGGGUAACCUGGCAGUUCUUCUCGACAAAGUCACUCUACCAGCUCUGAAGGAUCUAUUGCUCUCCGAAUUACAUGGAGCCUCACUCUCUAUACGCGUUGGCCGGUGGCCACAAUUCCAGUUCCUCGCAUUCCUCCUACGUUCAGGUUGCACCAUCAAGCAAUUCAUCAUUCAGGAGUGUAAUAUCUCCGCAGAAGAGAUGGCGGAGUGCCUGGUACAUCCGCAAAUAUCCAAGUCAUUGGGUUCGUUGUCUAUCACGGAAUAUCACCAAAAGCAUCUGUGCAUGACGGAUGAGGUUCUUAGGCGGUUGACGUAUACCCCAUCAGUCAUCUUUUCAGAAAACGUUCUGGGUGGUGGGGACGACCAACUGGUUGAGGACACCCCAUCGGAGACUAUCUGUCCGAAUCUCACGAACAUCAAGCUGUGGGGAUGUAUUUCCGCCCAGGAUGGAAAGGUCGCGGAUAUGGUUGAGUCGAGGUGGCUAUCCAGGACCGAAGCUUGCCCCAUCGUGCAACUCAGGACGGCGGCAAUAGGAUUUUUCGCUGACGCAUGUCAUACGGAGGAUUGGACACGCUUGUGGCGAAUACAAGAGUUCCUGUUCAUGGAUCUUUUCGACUCGGAGUGCGAUGGUGCUGGGAGAUUUACGCGCUCAGACGCGUGUUUGAGCUCAUUGACAUCAACCUUAAGUAUUCCUUGUCGGAGAUGGCCAACCACUUCCAGUCACGAAAGUCACAAAAUUGGUCGUGACCAGGUUGAUCAGAGGACACUCAAUUUUGAUUUCGACGAUGAUUUCAAGAUGAUUUGGUCAAUUUCUCAGGAAGCCUUGAAAACUAAGAUGAAGCAGCGAAACGAUGCACACUCCCUGUUGGCGCCCUUGAGCAACCUUGUCUUGGGGCAAUGUCCAAACUUCUUGAAUCUCCAUCGUAACGAACUCUCGCCCAUAUGCAAGCUUCCCCCAGAAAUCAUUCGUAUCAUAUUCCUCUUCUGGGCCUCCGACAGGCAUUUUUUUCAAUCCCCCACUUGUAUCUCUCCAAAUGUUUUGACUGGCGUUUGUGUUUCCUGGAGGAAUAUUGCAUUCGUGGUCGAGAUACGGGAAGGGAAGGUUUACCCCGACAAACAGAUCAUUCAAAAUUAA
Laccaria bicolor S238N-H82 is the source of this 2442-nucleotide messenger RNA. RefSeq lists its product as uncharacterized. Lineage: Eukaryota; Fungi; Basidiomycota; Agaricomycetes; Agaricales; Hydnangiaceae. Bases 1 to 2442 code for a protein of 813 amino acids. The transcript is spliced from 7 exons. The record is from RefSeq and is a predicted model, not a curated record.